ACAUUACUACUAAAAUAUAACGUCAUGCUGACACCAUGUUAACCCGUCUCGCUGUGAUUCUGUUAUUACUCAACACAGAUUAACCGGGCGGGGCUUGACAAAGUUUUGACAGAUCAUUUUUGUCUAGCUGUACACAUGGAGCACAAGUUAGAAAUGGAGAAGUGCAGUGGUUGAUUCCAGAGGGAAAACUGAAGCAGAAGCUCGGACCUCCCCUACGCUAAAAUGAGCAGAUGCUUUCCAGAUGAAGUAAUCUUCAACAGAAAUCUUGCAGACGUGAAGUUGACACACAGUGACAUGAUUCAGAGGAAAAUUAUUCAGGAGAAAGCAGAUUCAAUGUCCAGGCGAUCAGACGCUGCUGAUCACUCAUCUGAGGCGAGACAGUACAUGUUUAAGGGUGUAGGAACUGGAAGCAUUCAUGCUAGGGAUGAGAAUAUUGUGCAUGGUGGAAUCACUGGUUUUAAUGAUGGUGUGUUAGAGAACAGCAAAAUUAAGAACAUGCUAACUGAGAAUGAACAACCACACAACAACAACCUGAAGGAUGGCUUCGCUGCCACCACUGACAGUCUGUCCAACCAACACAGCAGUAAGACAGAACUAUCAUUACAACAUGGAGAACUCUCAGCCGGCAAUCACAACCAAACAGAAAACAACACCAAGGAGGGAAAUUCCCUGUUUAAUUUUCUCCAAACAUUUCCUAGAGGAACUGAGGACACGUCUGAAGAGGACAGCCCACCAUUACACAUUAAACUGCUGGCCAGUAAUGACGAUCUCUUAUAUCUCUCUUACAACAACUUAAAGGAUAACUCAGGGAAGCUUAGUGGCACUUUCCGCAGUUCCCCAAAACCGGCAUUACGUUUCACUGCUGAGACGGAUCCGCUAAGUGAGCACAGUAAAUGUAUUGACUGGGAUUAUAGUUUCCUGGACUCUGGCACUGAAAAGAAAUCUAUUGCAGUGUCCAGAAAAUGCACAGCAAAUGAUGAUAUGAAACGCUCUAACAGUAAUACCAAGUUUGUGUCAUUUAGAGUGAAGAGAACUCUACCUAAAAUGCCCACAUUUUCACUCAGUACGCAGUGUUCUGAUCAAGAAGAUAUCAUUGAGGAGCCAUUGGAAAUGCAGCAACUUCAGACAACGGAAGAUUUUGAAAUACUGCCAGUGGAAAUGGCUGCCUACCCUACAGAUUUCAAUUCUUUAAAGACAGAUGAGGAUGAUGGCCUGAUGGACUGGUGGGAAACUGUUGAGGGUUGGAGUGUAUGGAAUGAAACAGCAAAUUUUCAUGAGAAUAAGGAGGAGUUGAUUGUCGAGGCUGCUGCAGACCGUGUGUUCAUGGCAGCCCGUCUCUUUGUCAGUCUAUUCAACCAGCGUGGAGCCUCUCUGCAACGUCGCAUUGUAGAGUUGCUUGCACUAGCGGACACUGCUGACAGCUUCCAUAAGAAGGCCGUAAGCGCAGCUAUCGGAGGGGGUGUGGCUAGUGUGGCCGGGAGCAUAGCCACAAUUACCGGCCUCAUCCUGGCACCCUUCACCUUUGGCACCUCCACUAUCGUUACUGCGGUGGGUAUCAGUGUGGCAACAGCUGGAAGCAUCACCUCAGCCACAGCUAACAUCACGGAUGCGGUUCAAUCCAAGAUGGACCGCAAGAAGGUGGAAAAGAUGAUCCAGGGCUACCAGAAUGAGAUCAAUGACAUCAGAGAUUGUCUGGAAUUCAUGCAAGAAGGAAUGAACACCCUGCAAGAAUGGGAUUUUAAGGAGUACUCUGAGAGUGUGGUCAACACGAGUCUUAGCCGUAACAUAAAGUAUGUGAUGAAGGAAGGUGGGCGAGCAGGUAAAGCGCUCAUGAUUAACACUGAUAGGCUUAUCAGCACUGUGAAAGUACUAGGUGUUGCCGGAGGUGCGGCCAAAGCCGCCAAGGCCAUCAGUAUCACCACAGGGGUCAUGUCCACUCUCUUUCUUGCCCUGGAUGUCUUUUUUCUUGCUAAAGACUCCAAUGAACUCCGCAAAGGUGCCAAGACCAAAUUUGCUUCCAAGAUCCGAGAAGUAUGCAAAGAGCUUCAAAACGGCCUACUGGAACUAAACAAAGUGAAGACUCAGCUUCAGAAGACCAUGGAUGGAAUUGAAGUGGAAGAAUAUGAAGAAGAGGAGGAGGAUGAAGACAGAUGUGAGUCAGAUCCUAUUAAUCUGGCUCUACUUGAGAAAGAACUUGAUCAGUUGGAGGAGAAACUUGACCAGAAAACUACACAUGAGCAAAUGAACAAAAGCAAGACAGGAGAGGCUGAAAAAGAGACCACAAAAAAGAAAGAAAAUGAGCAGUCAAGGAGCAAAAAGGUGAUAAAAAUGAUAUUAAAAAAGUGAGCCUUAAAGGUGCAUUGUGUAAAAUUUAGGAGGAUCUAUUGACAGAAAUGCAAAAUAAUAAACAUAACUAUGUGUUCAAGUGGUGUAUAAAGACCUUACAUAAUGAACCAUUAUGUCUUUAUUACCUUAGAAUGAGCCAUUUCUGUCUACAUACGACGCGGGUCCCCUUACAUGCUUCUACAGUAGCCCUAAACGGACAAACUGCUCUACAGAACGCGUUUCGUCAUUCUAAAUCGUUUGUGGUUUUAGAGGCAGCUUGUAUCGUCACUACGUUCAAUAUGCACAAAGUAGUAGUAGUUGACGUCUGGAUUUUUAGAAGCAGAGACCAUUCUUUGUUAGAAGUGAGAAGAAACCUCAUUGAUUCACUGUACUCUCUGCUGUCUCAGACGACGAUCUUUGUCUUGUGUCGGCCAGACGGCCACCAUAGCUUCUCUGAAAGGGAGGGGUGAGCUCUGUUGGUUGCAGUUCGCAACCUCACCGCUAGAUGCCGGUAAAAUUUACACAUUGCACCUUUAACGGUGAGCUAACAUAUGGAAACAACAAAAGCAGGAUGGUUGCUAAAUCAAAUUCAAAGAUUUGAAAGGGAAAA
Megalobrama amblycephala (Wuchang bream) is the source of this 2935-nucleotide messenger RNA. RefSeq lists its product as uncharacterized. The record is from RefSeq and is a predicted model, not a curated record. Gene Ontology annotation, cellular component: extracellular region; membrane. Gene Ontology annotation, molecular function: lipid binding. Gene Ontology annotation, biological process: lipid transport; lipoprotein metabolic process. NCBI's taxonomy places the organism in Eukaryota, Metazoa, Chordata, Actinopteri, Cypriniformes, Xenocyprididae.